Messenger RNA from Plasmodium inui San Antonio 1, 3315 nucleotides. RefSeq lists its product as hypothetical. Gene Ontology annotation, molecular function: protein binding. The transcript has a single exon. The record is from RefSeq and is a predicted model, not a curated record. Bases 1 to 3315 code for a protein of 1104 amino acids. NCBI's taxonomy places the organism in Eukaryota, Apicomplexa, Aconoidasida, Haemosporida, Plasmodiidae.
AUGGAGAUGAGGAAGAGGAAACCGAAGGUUGUGUCGGCGAAUGAAAUUUAUGAGUACCCCAGUCUUUUUAGAAAGAGGCAAGAGAGUAAGGGGAGGACCAUCAGAAAUGGAAGAAGUGACACAAAUGGCAGAAGUAACACAAAUGGCAGAGACGGUCGAAUCGUAGAAGUGGGCAAAGACGCUGAUGCCGCCCCUGCUGAGGGGUACAAGAGGGAAGACGGCAGGUUAAGGGAACCACCACGGGUUGUCACUUCUGAUAAAUUGGCAGAGGAUGGGAUGGUCCACGAAAUGGAAGACUUUCUUGGGGGCGUCCAGUAUGAAAGAAAUGAACGUAGGCGACGGGAUAAAGGUGGGAAGUACUUGGGUGAUUACCACUCAGGUGUGCCUAACUGCGCCCAGAAACCGAGCAACAUUUACGACUACGCGGACGACAUUGAUAAUGAUGAAAGCAAAUUCAGCGAAGCCUCGGAUGACCAGCAGGAGCACUACACUGAUGACAGCCCGUUCGACCUUUCCUCGUCAAAUGAAGAAUACGAGAAAAACGCUCUCUACACGCCGAGGAACUAUGAGUACAGGAACAAAAAAAAAAAAAUGAACCACGCGGUAAAGCGGUUAGUUGCAAAAUCGAAAUGUGGACAUAGGAAAAGGAAGAAGCUCAAAAAUACCUUAAGUGAUCGGGUUAGAAGUUUUCUGGAUGAAGGGCAUUCCCUGCACUACGAGGUGGAUCUUUUCCACUACUUAAGUUGUGUGAGUGAGAGGAAAAAUGACGCACUCGACUGGCAAGGGGAUCAAAGUGCACACACCCUGAUAAACUUCGUCAUACACGAGCUCCUAAAGAAAACUCACCAGAAAAGGGAAAGAAAAGACCCCCCACUGCAGACAAACAAGCAGUAUAGCCACAAUUAUGACGCAGCGAUAAAAGGACACCAUGACGAAAAUGACAUCAACAUAAAGGAAAAAAUUUCCUUCGAACAUAUAAAAAAUUACGAUGAAACAAAUUUAAGGCACAUGUUCUUUAUAGAAAAUAUUAAGAUAGACUACAACGGAAGGGAGGUGGAACUCUCCCCAUUUAAAAGUACCAUAUUUGAAGAGACUGCGGUGAGGACGGGAAGUGGCAAAGUGAGCCUAAUUAAGCGCAAAAAGACGAAGACCCAAAAGAAGGUCAAUCUGCGCAAGUAUGCUAAGCAUAGGAACACAUCUCCAUCCACACGGAUGGAGAAGUUGAAAGUAUGUGUAAACCUCAAACCAGAUAAUUUGCUAAGUUCCAACAUCUACCUAAAUGAUCAUCCUUUUUCGCUUAACUUGGAGGGGAUCCAGUUUUUGUAUUUUCUUCUCCUGUGCGAUUGUUUAUAUGACGGUUUAGACGAAAAUGGAUCGCAGGAAGAACAGGAGGUAGGAGGGGAAGAGGACAACUCUGAGAAAUGCACCAAGAGGAACUACUCACACUGGGAAAAACAAAACGAUGUAGAUGGUGCAUUGGAAAGACCAGAUGGGGACGACUCCCCCUGUGGAUAUUUCAACUUGAACAAAAUCAUGACAAAUAUGGAAGCCGAAAUGGUGAAAAUGAGACAGGAGCAAAAUAUCCUUUUAAGUCUUUGUGCCCCGGUAAUUCACUUAGACUUCAGCAGUGGUGUCAAUUUUGUGGACUGCCUAAAGGAUGUACUAGAUGCGUCUCUACCAAAUGGGGAAACCACCUGUGAUAAUGACAGGGUCGUUAUGCCAAGUCAUAAGAUCAGUGGACUCCGCACCAGGGGGCGAAAGAAAGCACCGAAGGGGCAUGUUCGUGAGGACCCCCUGCUGCACGAACAGAAGGACCCCUUGCCUCACGAUCUCAUGAAUGACCUUCCAAAAAUUUGUGCACAAAUAUUCGAGGGAAGUUUCCUAGCCGUUAGCACGUGCAGUUACCUAAACAGUUACAUGUUUUUAAGCUCAGAGAAAAGCAGCCGGAAUUUUAUUUUUAUAUUUUUCGUGUCGCCCUUCUGCAGCAAACCAUUACUUUUCGACAUCGUGGAGGUGAAGCAUAUGUGCAAGAAGGUUGAGUGGAUUAAGCUUCCCAGCCGGAAGGGUAGCGAAAGGAACAACGACGUGGACAGCGGGGACAGCGCAAGAGAACCCACCGCAAAGGAAAGGCGCGAAAGGCACCUCCACCUACUGCUUUGCCUAAUGGGGAAUGAGAUAAGCAUAUAUGUCAUUCCGAAGCGCCAUUUAGUCCUGAAGUUGUACGACGCUGCAAAAAAUGAACCCACCUCUCUAGAACCAACAGAGUACAUAAAGGAAAAAAUUGCGGACACGAAAUUAGAAAAGGUUUUCUCAUACCACGAUGAAGAAGCUCUCACCGAUUUUUCCUAUUCUAUUUGUGUAAAUGACAAUCAAAGGUUUUUAAAAAUUGCCUUAACGUUUAAUAGCACCAGAAUAAAAGUGCUGAGUGUUUAUUUGAGGGAGAUAACUAAAUAUGGGAAGAUCACGCGCUUUAUAGAAAGGGAGGAAACCACAAAUGCCUGCGCGCAUACGUGUGCGGAUUAUUUGCUUAGUCAUUUUAAGAACCCUUUGGGGGGCGGUACCGGCUUCGAGAAGGGGAUAAACCAUAUGGGAGAAACAUCACCAGGCGAAGAAGUACCCAUAACGCCAGAGCCGCUACACGCAAACGAACUUCCUCAAUCAGGGAAAGAUACACAUUGCGUGGCUUUUCACGAAGAUAUCCUGCACCUGCAACAAGGCAUCAUAUCCGUGUGCUCAUUUUACCCGUGUCUUAAUUCCUACCUUCUCUGUGUUAGCUCCAAGGAAGGAGAAAUUAUAAUAAUAGACAUAAGGAGCAACAACGAGCUUUAUUUUUUCAAGAGGAAGACAGAAAGUGUGACUCACAUGAGGUGGUAUGAAAAUAGCUGCUUGUCUUUUGGACAAGAAAAAGGAUGCAUCAUUCAUUUGUUCGAGAAUAAAUAUUUUCUAAAUAUCGAUAAGGAUUGGACUAGCCAAGUAGACAUCAUAUGCAUACAUAGCUCGCUCCUCAACGACAUCCAUCUGUUUCUGUUUGAUGACGGGACAGUGCUUGUGGGUAAGUUGAAGGGGAACUUGUCCAAGGUUAAAAUUAGGGAAUUGUUUCUGUGGAAGACGCCAAAUUUUCAACUAGAUCCCAAGGUGUUACUAAGCAUUAGCGCAGAGAAGGGAGACGAAACCGAGUCUGUGGCGCGUAUACUGUUGUAUGAAUACUUACAGGGGUUACAGAGCAUUUUUAGGAACGGGGUCAAGAUAGGGAAGUCCAAGGCCGUUGAGGCGAAUGCGCGCGAGAACACGAUUGCCCUGACGCCCAGGUGGUGA